AUGUUCGCUGUCAGAGUGGCCACGGGAGCUACCUUUGCCCUGCUUUACGCUUGGUCCGUGCUUGCGGUUCCUGCUCCGACUUCCACCGUAGACUCUCAGUGCCCACAGCCAUGGACUACAACAUACACACAGACGUUGAGCAUCAUCGCGCCUACCACUACGGGUCCCUUCAAGACUACAACGUUCACCGAGACGGGGUGGAACUACCCACUCACAACGUCAACGGAGAUCGGGACGUACACCUACUCGGGGCCCAUCUGGUCCGGCUCUCCUACUUACUCAACGGUAACAGUGGACUACACCAGCACUUACACUGAGGUGUUUACAUAUUCCAACUACUACGGGACAUUCCCGAGCAACUGCAACUACCCGUGA
Messenger RNA from Postia placenta MAD-698-R-SB12, 375 nucleotides. RefSeq lists its product as hypothetical. Bases 1 to 375 code for a protein of 124 amino acids. The record is from RefSeq and is a predicted model, not a curated record. NCBI's taxonomy places the organism in Eukaryota, Fungi, Basidiomycota, Agaricomycetes, Polyporales, Adustoporiaceae. The transcript has 2 exons.